AUGGCUACCCAACCUCUCUCGCACACGUUUCAGCGUGACUGGAAAGUCAUACUCAUAUGCGUCCUGGUUACCACUGGCGCGCUCCAAUUCGGAUAUGACAGCUCAUACUUCAGUGGCAUCCUUGCUAUGCAACCCUUCGUCUCGAUAUACGGGCACUACGACGCUGACACCGCGAAAUACGUUUUGACCUCACGCGUCCAGUCCAUCAUCACCAGUAUCAUCAAUGUCGGAGAGUUCGUCGGUGCUGUGAGCUCCUUCAUCGUCGGUGACAUGCUUGGCCGAAGAUCUGGACUGUUGGUUGCUAUGGCUUGCGUCGUGCUUGGCACGAUCUUGCAGCUGGCUGCAAAUCUCAUUGGCGUUCUCAUCGCAGGACGACUGGUCGUUGGCUACGCUGUGGGCCUGCUGUCCUGCCUGGUCCCUCUGUAUGUGGCGGACUGUGCUCCGGCUCAAUUCCGGGGUGCUCUGGUCACCAUGUACCAGUUCUUCAUCGCAAUAGGCCUCAUUCUGGGCGUUGUUGUUGACGACGGCUCUCACACACGAACAGACACUGGCUCUUUCCGAAUUCCCAUGGCCAUACAGCUUGUCUUCCCAAUGAUCCUUGUACCGACGCUACUUUUCCUGGCUCCAGAAUCGCCACGCUGGCUGUUAGGCAAAGGCAAAGUUGAUCCAGCCAAGAAAGCUUUGACCCGUUUGUAUGGCAAGCACGUCGACAACAACAAGCUCGACGAGCAGCUUUCCGCGAUGCAGAACAGCGUUACCCAAGAACAAGCGCAGGAGUCAUCGUGGAGAUCUAUCUUUAGCUGGGGACCCGAAGGGCGCAAAGCCUACUUGGCGUGCAGUAUGCAAGCUUGGUCACAAGCGUCGGGCAUCAACUUCAUCGUCAGCUACGGUGUAGUAUUCUUUGCCGACGUUGGAAUCGACAACCCGUACUUGAUCAGCACUGGCCUCUACCUCACCACGCUGCCGGGCAUCUUCAUCAGUCAAUAUGGUAUCGAAAAGUUCGGACGUCGACCAAUGAUGUUACUUUCCGGCUCACUCGUUGCAGCUGUACUGCUAGUCAUGGCAGGGUGUGCACUUGCGCCUGAAAAGACGCGUACGUUGGAACAGACGAUCGUCGCCAUGGUUUUCAUCUUCCUGUUCGCCUUCAACCUUGCAUGGGGUCCAACUACGUGGGUCUUCACAUCAGAGAUCGCCACUGGUCCAAACCGGGGGAAGAUAUUUGCACUCGCAACAGGAACUAACUGGCUCUUCAAUUGGAUGGUGAGCUUCACAUUUCCCUACCUAUACAAUCCGGACGGAGCGAAUCUUGGAUCAAAGAUUGGCUUCCUCUAUGGCGGUCUCAUGGUCUUGGGGUGCCUUUGGGUGUAUUUCUUCCUUCCAGAAACUGCUCGCCGAUCCCUGGAAGAGAUUGACUACAUGUUCUUGCAUCAUGUGCCAGCAAGAGACUUCUCAGUCUUUCAAGUACCCGAUCUAGCGAACGCCGAGGCUGCACUCGCGGACAAAACUUUGGAGGAGAAGGCGCCAUACGCCCUCCUCGCCGCAGCCAAGCAACCGCCCUUCAUCAACGACGAGUACGUGCUAUUUUUCGGCUACGAGGGCGAGGACCCACACGUGUGCUUCCAGCAAUGGUUCCCCUGCCAGUUCGACGCCGCCGUUUGGACAGAGGCCUCCUCAGCUGCCAAAGCCGGCAAUCGUGACGCGCAGCAAUCACGAGGCGAGUCGUUGUUGUUUAGCUCGGCGGAGCAGUUCAUGAUGCAUUCGAAAGCUUUGCUGUUUGGGGACGUCGAGACCGCGCAGCGCAUCAUCGCUGCUCCUCACCCCAGCACAGCGAAACAACUAGGCCGCCAAGUUCAGAAUUUCGAUCAGAAGGUAUGGGACGCGUACUGUGAUACGGUCGUAGAGCAAGGCAAUUACGCGAAGUUCUCGGACGCGAGGAAUCGGGAUUUGAGGAGCGUCUUGAUUGGGACUGGGAAUAGGAAGAUUGUUGAAACGAGUCCGGAUGAUCGGGUUUGGGGGAUCGGGUAUAGCACGGAGGAGGCGAGGGAGAGGUUAAGGGAGGGAAAGGGGGAGGAGGGGUGGGGUGGGAAUGGACUGGGGAGGGCGCUGAUGCGCGUGAGGAAGCGGUUGACGGAGGAGGAUCAGGGCUGA
Molecule: messenger RNA, 2148 nt
Organism: Cyphellophora attinorum
Lineage: Eukaryota; Fungi; Ascomycota; Eurotiomycetes; Chaetothyriales; Cyphellophoraceae
Product: putative glucose transporter rco-3
Exons: 5
Coding region: 1-2148 (715 amino acids)
Biological process (GO): transmembrane transport; carbohydrate transport
Cellular component (GO): membrane
Molecular function (GO): carbohydrate:proton symporter activity
Source: RefSeq, a predicted model, not a curated record